GGUAUCUUGACCUGCACAGUGGAAACCACCUGGCCUAGUUACUGCCAGGUGUUGUCAAAGAUGAAUAAAGCCUACGUUUCAUUCUGAGUAUUUUUUGUAAUGUUUGCAUGUGAAUCUCAGAGGCCCUUCUAUGUGGGCAGUGUCUUGUUCCUUGUGGACAGCAGCCUAAGCAGAAUGUGGACAGCAGCCUAAGCAGAAUGGGGCUCUGCAUCCUAGGUCCAGCUCCCUCUGCUUCUACUACCUAGGACAGGACUCUUCAGCAUGUCUGCUGAGAGUGAAUUGCUCAGGAAGGGUAUGGAGAAGACCUAGGUGGCUUCACCCUGGUAGUUCCCCAGCACAGUCCCUGCCUGACCCUUGUCUCACCUAUGAAGACCCAGGCAGGCUUCCCUCCUCUGAACCUUGACCCAGGGGAGAACCUACCAGAGCCCAGGUUAUCCAGGCUCCAGUUUGGCUAACAUCCUGACUGACAUCACCAGCUUUGCCACAGGCCUGACUGGUGUGGCUGGUGUGCGGCCCACGUGGUAAGUGUGAGGGUGUGGCUGACAUGCAGGACCUGUGCUCAGCUGUUGAUUGAGACAGCAUAGCAGAUGUGGCAAGGCCAUACCCCUAGUGUGACAAACGUGGCAUUUGUGUGGGUGAUGUGGAAGGUGCUCUGGGUAUGAAGGGCAUCCCAAGGCAUCGGGAAUGGCAUGACGUGUCUCCCUUUCCCUCCCUGGCUGUUGCACAGAGCCCUAAUUACAGGUUCGUGAAGAAGACACUACCCUCCAUCUCAUUCAAGUCCACCCUGUCCCACUUCUCCAACCCCGUGUACAAGGAGCUCGUCAGCUACUUAGUGGAGAAGGUUGUAUCCCUGGUCAUCUACAAGUACAAGUUCGAGAAGAAUCUCUCCAAGCAGCUGGGCUUCAUCUCCUUCCCCGUCACCGAGACGCUCAUGGAUCUCUUCCUGGGCUUCAAGAAGGUGAAGGGCUCCCGCAUCUGCCUGUCCUCAAAGAUCAACUGGAACUGCCUGCUGCGCAAGCUGGAGGAGGUCGAGUGGGCCCGGCAGCUGUCCCGACAAACCUCCCAGCAUGACUCCGCCUCCCAGCGCAGCUCCCACCGCGGCCCCGCCCAGCGCGGCCCCGCCCAUCAAGGGGCGGGGCACAGCAGCUCCGAGUCCCCCUCCACCCGUCCGGAGCCAGCCCCCCGCGCCGACCCGGCGGAGGCCACCGAGCCCAGCCUCGACAGUGAGCUGCCGGACCUUCGGCUGCUCUGGGCUCAGGAGGAUGCUGGAGCCGAGGAACAGAGGCCCACGAGCCAGCAGGAGCCCACGGCCGUGGGCGCUAAUCAGAGCCAGGAAUUAGUAGACGGGGACAGUCAGAGCAAUGAGGAGGAAGAUGAGGACCAGGGUGAUGACUUCCCAGACGAGGGCACGCCCCAGAGCUCCCCCCGAGCCUCAAGUGGAGGCAGACGUCAGCGACUCCACGAACCCGAGUCUCAGUGACCCUCCGUGAGGCCCCAGCUCCCCCGCACCCAGCGCUUGAUUCCCCACUCCUCCUCUUGCUCCAGUGGAGUGCUACCCCCCACCCCCACCCCCAGCCGGCUCCUGCCCCAAGCCUUCUGGGUGGGCUAAAUGUCCACGAGGACCUCUGCUAGCCUGUCGGGGGA
Messenger RNA from Nyctereutes procyonoides (raccoon dog), 1644 nucleotides. Its product is annotated as coiled-coil domain-containing protein 116-like. The coding region runs from base 659 to 1480 and encodes 273 amino acids. The record is from RefSeq and is a predicted model, not a curated record. The transcript has a single exon. Gene Ontology annotation, cellular component: centrosome. Lineage: Eukaryota; Metazoa; Chordata; Mammalia; Carnivora; Canidae.